AUGGUCCCCGGGUCCGAGGGCCCGGCUCGCGCCGGGGGCCUGGUAGCUGACGUGGUGUUUGUGAUUGAGGGCACCGCCAACCUAGGGCCCUACUUCGAGGGGCUCCGCAAGCACUACCUGCUCCCGGCCAUCGAGUAUUUUAAUGGUGGUCCUCCCGCCGAGACGGACUUCGGGGGAGACUAUGGGGGGACCCAGUACAGCCUCGUGGUGUUCAACACGGUGGACUGCGCUCCCGAGUCCUACGUACAGUGUCACGCUCCCACCAGCAGCGCCUAUGAGUUCGUCACCUGGCUCGAUGGCAUUAAGUUCAUGGGCGGGGGUGGCGAGAGCUGCAGCCUCAUCGCAGAAGGCCUCAGCACGGCCCUGCAGCUGUUCGAUGACUUCAAGAAGAUGCGAGAGCAGAUUGGCCAGACACACCGCGUCUGCCUCCUCAUCUGUAAUUCGCCCCCAUACCUGCUGCCCGCUGUUGAGAGCACCACAUACUCCGGGUGCACAACGGAAAGUCUCGUGCAGAAGAUUGGGGAGCGAGGGAUCCACUUCUCCAUCGUGUCCCCUCGGAAGCUGCCUGCCCUGCGGCUUCUGUUCGAAAAGGCGGCCCCCCCGGCCAUGCUGGAGCCACUGCAGCCGCCAGCAGACGUGAGCCAGGACCCACGGCACAUGGUGCUGGUGCGGGGACUCGUGCUGCCCGUCGGGGGUGGCUCGGCCCCAGGCCCCCUCCAGCCAAAGCAGCCCGUCUCCCUGCCUCCAGCUCCAUCCUCGAGUGCUGCGCUCUCGGCAGCCCCCCAGCAGCCUCUGCCCUCCGUCCCCCAGCAGUACCAGGUUCCCGGGAACCUGAGCGCAGCUCAGGUGGCUGCUCAGAAUGCAGUGGAGGCUGCCAAGAACCAGAAGGCUGGGCUGGGCCCGCGCUUCUCGCCCAUCAACCCUCUCCAGCAGGCGGCUCCAGGAGUGGGUCCCCCCUUCAGCCAAGCCCAGGCCCCUGCGCUGCCACAGGGGCCACCUGGCGCCCCCAAGCCGUCUCCCACUUCCCAGCCCAACCUGGUCUCCACGGUGGCUCCUGUUCAGGGCCUGGCCCCCACUGCACAGCCUGGGCCACCGUCCAUGGCAGGCACGGUUGCUCCAGGUGGGGUGAGUGGCCCCUCCCCAGCCCAGCUCGGGGCCUCGGCCCUCGGGGGGCAGCAGUCCGUCUCCAACAAGCUCCUGGCCUGGAGCGGGGUCCUCGAGUGGCAGGAGAAACCCAAACCUGCCUCCGUGGAUGCCAACACCAAGCUGACGCGGUCACUGCCUUGCCAGGUCUACGUCAAUCAGGGCGAGAACCUGAAAACAGAGCAGUGGCCCCAGAAACUGAUCAUGCAGCUCAUCCCCCAGCAACUGCUGACCACACUGGGCCCUUUGUUCCGGAACUCAAGGAUGGUCCAGUUCCAUUUCACCAACAAGGACCUGGAGUCGCUCAAAGGCCUCUACCGCAUCAUGGGCAACGGCUUUGCGGGCUGCGUGCACUUCCCCCACACGGCCCCCUGUGAGGUGCGCGUGCUCAUGCUCCUGUACUCGUCCAAGAAGAAGAUCUUCAUGGGCCUCAUCCCCUACGACCAGAGUGGCUUCGUCAACGGCAUCCGGCAGGUCAUCACCAACCACAAGCAGGUGCAGCAGCAGAAGCUGGAGCAGCAGCGCGGGAUGGGGGCGCAGCAGGCACCGCCCGGGCUGGGCCCCAUUCUGGAGGACCAGGCCAGGCCCUCACCGAAUCUGCUCCAGCUCCGCCCACCGCAGCCCCAGCCUCAGGGCACUGUGGGGGCCUCUGCAGCCGUAGGGCAGCCCCAGCCCCAGAGCGCUGCCCAGGCUCCCCCAGGCGCUGCCCAAGGCCCUCCCGGAGCAGCUCCUGGCCCGCUCCCUCCUGGACCUAUCCUUCGGCCCCAGAACCCUGGGGCCAAUCCCCAACUGCGGAGCCUCCUCCUUAACCCACCACCGCCCCAGACGGGGGUGCCCCCACAGCAGGCUUCCCUUCACCACCUCCAGCCACCAGGGGCCCCUGCGCUGCUGCCCCCACCGCACCAGGGCCUGGGGCAGCCCCAGCUGGGACCCCCCCUCCUGCACCCGCCACCUGCCCAGUCCUGGCCUACACAGCUUCCCCCGCGGGCUCCACUGCCAGUGUCACAACCAAAGAGAGAACGAGAGGGCCCCGUGUUUCGAAAAAAAUGGGAGCGAGACUAUUUCUUUGUGGAAGUGAAGAACAUGCCUACGUGUUUAAUAUGCAAAAAAAUCAUGUCUGUGUUGAAAGAGUACAACCUGAAACGUCAUUAUGAAUCAAAGCACAGUAAGAACUUCGACCAGUAUACAGACCAGACACGAGAUGCGAUGCUCAGUGAACUGAAAAAGGGCCUCAAGUGUCAGUAGGGUUUGGAAAGCCAACCGUAGAAAUGCCGUGGCUGCCACAUGCAGCCUCACAGUGAUGUGAAGAGAAUUACCUGGGCAUUAAAACCUCCGACACACGGCGAGUUUAUAAAGGAGCAGAUGACAUGUCCUGGACAGAAAACACAUCUGUUUGGGCCAUUAUUUAAGUCGAACAGGCGUUUAUUUGCAUUGUACGGUGUGUCGAAGAGAAAUCAGAAGAUUGACAAGUCCAGUUGCUCGGAAGAGUCAAAUCUAUUGUGGCCUUUUCUAUUUCUGCGCAUGAACUACUUCCACCCAGUUAGCUUUAUUUAUUUGUGAAGUUGAGAAUUUUCAUGUGACCGAAGAAGUCUGUGACAUGGUGCCAGGGCAGGCCCAACACUGGGUAAAGGCUUAUUUUUGUGUAUUUGCAGAAAUGAAAAGUUUUACGUAGACAGGUCCGAACUCCUAAGCACAGCCACAGACAGUUGUAACGUAAUGACCUAUGUCACAGGGGUACUUGUCGGGACUCCACAGUCCAAGGUGGCAACGUUUGGUGAGGACAGUCAGGUGAUUGUAUCAGUCACCUGGAACUGAACUGUGCAAAGAAAGUCAGUGGAGCACACCGCGGUCGCCCUUGAUGCGCUUCUGUACGUUCAUCACAGGCAGGUUGAUGGUGAACGUGAGCCAGUGUAUUCCACAGAAGCCCUAUGACCUGGUCGUCACGUGAUGUGUGGAAGAAGGCAGAACUGUUGCAACCAAUCUACUUGGUUCAUUUCCGAUGAGGCAAAAGCCACACCUUGGUUUCCCUGUGAAAGUUGGUCAAAGACUUUGGGUCAAGGUUAUGACCCUCCUGAACACUUUUUCUGCGCAAGAACAUUCACAAACAGCGACUUGAAUGUAUGAUCAUGUCUGCCCAGUCCUGGCAAAAACGGGAAGCCAUAAGCAAGGAAUAUUCUGCCUCCGUUUCCUUUGCUGCAGUUGGUUUCCAGAAAUGAAAGACAUGACCCGGACAGUAUUUACCCAAAUUUUGGGGUUAAAGACCGAAUUCCCUGAAGGCUUUCUGCAUCCAGACUCUGAGGAUGGACUAACACUGUCAGGUUGCCUUUGCUGGGCGAUGCCGGUCGUGUGAAUGCGGGCCACACAGAGUAGUUACGGAACCACAGUGCAAUAGGGUGCUGGUCCCGGCGCCUGCCCCGCAGCUCUCCACUAGUUGUCCUGAGUCUCCACGUGCGGAGGUCCCCACGGUUGUGAAAGGCGGUUUUCCGUUACGAAACGGAAUCAAAUUAAACACCGCUCCCAGGAUUCAAGGCUGAAUUCUUUAGUGCCCAUCCCACCGUGCCCCCCGGGCCUGAUGCUUCCUUCUCGGUGCGGAAGGGGUGAUGUCAGCCUUCUGGCUUCAACUCAAAGGAGCAAAAGAAUUACAAAAGAGAAAAUUUUAAUAAUUAGAUCUAUUUUUCAAUUUGUAUUUUUUCAACUCUGAAUUUGAAAUAUAAACUCCAGUACCAAA
Molecule: messenger RNA, 3871 nt
Organism: Myotis brandtii (Brandt's bat)
Lineage: Eukaryota; Metazoa; Chordata; Mammalia; Chiroptera; Vespertilionidae
Gene: MED25
Product: mediator complex subunit 25
Exons: 18
Coding region: 1-2388 (795 amino acids)
Biological process (GO): positive regulation of transcription by RNA polymerase II
Cellular component (GO): transcription regulator complex; mediator complex
Source: RefSeq, a predicted model, not a curated record